GUGGCUGCUGCGCCACAUCCAGCCCAGCGACCUUGGCAAAAAAGCUAACUCUACAAAGGCUCAAGAACCCGCAAGUCAGGUUCGCAAACGAAGCCAUGUCGUCAAACAUCCUUUCCAUCCCCUUUCGCAAGUCGGCCCAGCUCUCGCUUGCUUCGACGAUACGGCAGUAUAUCAACACCAAAUAUGAUCAGCACCCGGAUAUGUUUAAGCAUGACCUCGAGGUCAUUGAUGCGCUUCGGCGCGAUGCGGUGAACGUUCGAGAGGCGCAUCCGAGCGGCAUUAAGAAGCUGCAAGCAUAUGCGGGACAGCUUGUUUGGGUUGGGGGCAAGUUUCCUAUAGAUAUUGGAGCCGAGUUUUCGUGGUAUCCUGCCCUUGGAUACAAUACCGAGCGUCCUAUGGUGCGAAAUAAUCUGAAGUACGAGCUUAUGAACAUUCUCUACAACCUCGCCUCCCUCUACUCCCAGCUCGCCAUCAACACGCCCCGGGGCAACACCGAAGGCCUCAAAUCAGCAGCGAACUACUUCUCCCUCGCAGCCGGCGUCUUAUCGCAUAUGCAAAAAGAGAUCCUUCCCGAACUACGAAUGUCCGAUCCUCCCGAAGACAUGGACCACGAUACACUCGAGUCCUUGAUCCAACUACUCCUCGCCCAGAGUCAAGAAUGCUUCUGGCAAAAAGCCGUUAUGGAUGGCUACAAGGAUGCAUCGAUCGCCAAGCUCGCCGCUCGAGUGUCCGAUCUGUAUAACUUUGCUGGCGAAGCUGCUAUGAAGAGCGAAGCCAUUAGCAGUGCCUGGAUCCACCACAUGAGCGCCAAGCAUCAUCACUUUGCUGCUGCCGCGCAAUACCGAGCUGCAUGCGAUUGUCUGGAGAAGCGGAAAUAUGGAGAGGAGGUUGCGCGACUCAAGGAUGCUGUUGCUUGUGCGACGGAGGGCAUUAAGGAAGCCCGAAAUGGCUAUCUUGGCAAGACGGUGGUUGAUGACCUCAAUGGGCUGAAGCGCAAGGUUGAGGAAGAUUUGAAGCGAGCAGAGAAGGAUAACGAUGUUAUCUACUUGAUUGCUGUACCACCAAAGUCGGAGCUCAAGAUUCUCGAUCGCGCAAACAUGGCUGUAGCUCGGGUGCCACCACAAGUUGCCAACCCCUACGAUUACUUUGGCGACCACGCCGAGUUCGGACCAGCUUUGUUCUCUCGACUUGUCCCCUUCUCGGUACACGUUGCCACAUCGAUUUACGAGGAACGACGCGAUCGCAUGGUUAGCCAGAAUAUAAUUCCGGAACUUGAAUCGCUCACAGACAAGAUUCACGAAAUUCUCACAUCGCUUGGGCUACCUGGUUCUUUACAAGCUCUUGAGAAACCUCUGGGUCUACCGCCAAGUUUGGUCCAACAUGCUGAGGAGAUCAGACAAGCAGAUGCCAUUGGCAGAGUGCAAAAGGGCUUUGCGGAUAUCGACAAGUUGCGCUCUGGAGAUAUGGCAAUCUUUGAAGAGGGCAAAGCGGCUCUAGCUUCGGAAGAAGAGGAAGAUCAGCGAUUACGGAUGAGAUACGGAACAGACCGAUGGGUAAGACCCGAGAGUCGGCAAGAUCCUCAAGGUGGGAAGCUUUGGCAGCACGCUUCUGAGAUCGAGAGCUACUUCCAAAGUAGUAUCAGUAGCGACGCGGUUGUCAGGGAGAAGUUCGGCGCGAUCCAAGAUCUGCUUGCUAUCCUUUCCGGACCGGACCGAGAUCUGAUGGACUCUGUGCCGUCGAGCCGACGGGUUGACAUACCCGAGACAUUGAAACCUGUCAUAGGAAGAUUGCGCGGCGCAUACAACGACGUUCUUCGUCUUGAGAGCCGCCGUCGUAAGAAGGUUGAAAGUUUGCGGGAAAACGCCCGGCGCGACGACAUCAAGCCGGACAUUUUGAAGGAAGCAGCCCGAUUGGAGCGAGCGUACCCUAACACAGCACUCGUCCCGGCUCACUUUGAGGAGUUUUUCGACAAACGACUUGAUAAGUUGUAUGAGCCCGAGGUUGAAGCGAUUGAAAAGGAGGCAAAAGACCAAGAACGUCUAUUGGCCGAUGUUCAGCGUAUCAAUCGCGAGUUUGAGUCGCAGAAGCGACAGAUGGGUGAACGCGGGAACCGAGAACGCGAGGUGGCUUUGCAGAAGCUUGAUAACGCCUAUUUCAAGUACAAGGAGAUUAUCAACAACCUCGAAGUUGGACGCAAGUUUUACAACGAUCUGAACAAGAUUGUUGGACAGGGUUUCCGUGAUGUUAUUCGCGGUUGGGUUGCUCAGCGCCGCAUGGAGGCGCGAGCAUUGGAAGAGGAAAUUAACAUGCCGACGUUGUCAAACCUCAACAUCUCUCACCAACAACCUCCCACCCAAAGCCCAAUGCCGUCACACCAAGACCCGUCACACUCAUACGCACCACCACAACAACCCCCUCAACCUGUGCAGAGUCCAGCUCAGGCAAACAUACAGUCUUGGGGAGAGACGGUACAGCAGCCAAGACCAGUACAACCAACACCGGUUGGUGCCAUGUGGACUCCUGGUAUGGGUAUCAAGUUUGGUCAAUCUUCUGGUGGUUCAGGCCAACCUCCUGCACCUGGGACGUGGAAUCCCAACUCUGGAAUCAAGUUUGGUUGAGUGUAGUGUUGUAUAGAUAUCCUGACUUUUAGAGGGCUGUUGUUUAGUAGACAUAGCAUACAUGGCGAAUACGAGUUUGUUUAGACCCAAGUCUCAUUAGUGUCAAUUGUCUGUCGUGUGCUGAACCUAUCGUGAAGCUAUUCGCUGUGACCUCAUGCCAUCCACCAUCAAUUCUCGGCCUGCAAAUUCAUCGCAGGGUAUAAACUCCGUGACUGGUAGCAUGAUAUCCUCUCUUCCCAACCUUCCCCGUCAACUCACUCUUCCACUCCUUGCCUUCCCCGACCAACUCAACAACCUUGUUGAACGUAAACUCAGGCUUCCAGCCCAACUCCUCCACCGCCUUACUAGAAUCAUAAACACGAUCAAUCCUCUUCAAGUGACUCCAUCCCUUAUCCUUGAAAACCUGCACACACUCCGGCGCAACAGUCUCAAACACCUGCUUAGGGUCUUUGUCCAGCAUCGCCAGCGUGUCAGCGUCAUUAGGAAAAGGCGGCGGUGCGCUGAUGAUGUACUUCCGAAACUGUAUCUCUCGCCCUUUCUUCAUCGCGCAGACUGCCGCGCGAACUAUGUCUUCAAUGUCGCAGCGACGGUACGCUAGUUCAAGCACUUUGAGGUUGUCGUCUGAUAAAGCUGCUCUGCGAUCUUCAUCGUCAUCCUGCUCUGGGAAAAAACGGCUCGUGCGGAGGAUUAAGACGGGCAUGCCUGUUUGUUUCUGGAUGAGGAAGCAUAGAUCCUCCGCUGCGACUUUUGUAGCGCCGUAGAUGUUUUUGGGGAUGGGGACGACGGUUUCGUCGAUCCACGCAGCGGGUUGACCGGGCUUGGGACUUAGGGCUGCGCCGAAUGUGCUUGUUGUGCUGAAGAAGAUGAAGCUUUCGAUCUGGGCGCCGAGUUUGGAGGCUUCUUCGAGAAGAAUGAGGGUGCCGGUGAUGUUUGUGUCGAUGAAGUCUUGCUUGGAGUGGCUUUCGACAUGGGGCUUAUGCAACGUCGCAGCAUGAAGGACAUGCUGGAUGGGAUGUUUCUGAAGAAGAGAUGUCACAAAGGCGCGGUCAGAGAUUGAUCCAACAUGCGUUGUGUUCUCAGAAGGUAAGAUGUCGAUCCCAAGAGGUGUGAAGCCGAACGUCGGGAGGGAAAGCAUAAGAGCUGUGCCGAGAUGGCCGGAUGAGCCUGUUACGAGGACGUUAUAAGCCAUGGUGUUUGGUUUGACGUUAGAGUGGUAUUGAAGGAUGAAGGGGAGAUUUAGAAGCU
Molecule: messenger RNA, 3863 nt
Organism: Fusarium odoratissimum NRRL 54006
Lineage: Eukaryota; Fungi; Ascomycota; Sordariomycetes; Hypocreales; Nectriaceae
Product: pH-response regulator protein palA/rim-20
Exons: 6
Coding region: 96-2618 (840 amino acids)
Cellular component (GO): endosome
Molecular function (GO): protein binding
Source: RefSeq, a predicted model, not a curated record